Messenger RNA from Helobdella robusta, 978 nucleotides. RefSeq lists its product as hypothetical. The coding region runs from base 1 to 978 and encodes 325 amino acids. NCBI's taxonomy places the organism in Eukaryota, Metazoa, Annelida, Clitellata, Rhynchobdellida, Glossiphoniidae. Gene Ontology annotation, cellular component: cell-cell junction. The record is from RefSeq and is a predicted model, not a curated record. Gene Ontology annotation, molecular function: cell adhesion molecule binding. The transcript has 7 exons. Gene Ontology annotation, biological process: cell-cell adhesion.
AUGGCCAGCAUAACACUUUGUCACGUAAGGUUUUCGUCGCAAAAAUUGGCGGGAAAUGUUGUUUAUAGUGACGCUGAUGAUGCUGAUGAUGAUGAUGAUGCCGCUGAUGUCGAUGACGUCAUUCUGGAGGAGGAUGACGACGACGAGGACUACUUCCGUGAUGAUGAUGAUGUAGAUGAAGGGGUUACUGAAACGGAUAGUGGUAACUAUUCUUGUGAGGUCAGGGGUAAGAAGUCCAUGGUUCUCGGCCGUGUUACGCACAACCUCAUCGUCCUCUACAAACCCACAAUGUUGAAAUGCGUGAGCCACGGCGCAUACCCUGCCCCAGCCAUGUCAAUCGUUCAUGGUGGAAAGAACGUAUCAGAGAUGUUCAGGAGGAAUACCACCCUUGAAUACUCCGGCCCAAAAGAUAUGCGUCUCUUGACAUACAAAUCGACAAUUUGGAGGUCAAACUUUGUGGCUAACUCACAUGACGAUGGCACCCUAAUUCAGUGUGUGGCCAGCCACAAAACGCUGGAAGCUACUACCACUAACGUUACGCUUGUUGUGUACUACCAACCGGAAAUAGAUUGCGACGGGCCGACGUACGCCAGAAUGGGCGAGAAGAAUGCCACCAUGGUCUGCCAUGUCAGGGCCAGGCCCGAAAUUUACACCAUCCAUUGCAAUAAUAAUAAAUAUGAUGGUAUCUAUGCCUCGGGCAAAAAUAGCCAUAGCAAAUACAAUGCAACUAGUUACAUCAUAGAUGGCGGUGAUAAUAAUCGUUAUAGCAAUGCUAGCAGUAGGGCUGCUGAUAGAGUAUCAGAGGAUGGCGGCCACAGAGACAACAACAUCAACAUCAACAACAACAUCAACAACAACAUCAACAUCAGCAUCAACAAAAACAUCGACAACAACAUCAACAAAAACAACAACGACAACUACAACAACGACAACAUCAACAACAACAUCAGAACAUGCAGAACUACGUGUUCGCCAUGA